This is a messenger RNA of Aspergillus ochraceoroseus IBT 24754, 1080 nucleotides long. RefSeq names its product HNH endonuclease signature motif containing protein. The transcript is spliced from 2 exons. The coding region runs from base 1 to 1080 and encodes 359 amino acids. The record is from RefSeq and is a predicted model, not a curated record. NCBI's taxonomy places the organism in Eukaryota, Fungi, Ascomycota, Eurotiomycetes, Eurotiales, Aspergillaceae.
AUGUCAUCAUCCUCGAAGACGAAGCUGGAUCAAAAGCUGAAUAGCUACACACCACUCGAGCCCACGGACAAAACCAAGGACUUCCUCCGUGACUUCUUCAAGAUCCUUCCUCCUGACGGAAAAAAAAAUCUGGCGGGAGACGUUUCAGGGUGUGCAAACGAUGAGGAGCUUCGGCAACUGGUCCAAAGCAUCAGAACUGGUUUAUUGAUUCCUAUGAAAGCACAGGGCGGCAAAACACCCACUGAAAUCACUCCGUCUCCGCGUUCCGGCGUUGAAGAUUCCAUCGAGAAUCUCAAUAGCCUAAACAUCGAGCCCAUCAGCAGAAGCUCUCAGUCGCAACUCCGGCACCACUGUUUAGAAAGAGAUGGCAACAAAUGUCUUGCAACGGGGCAGUAUAGUCACAGUCACCCCCAUCCACAGAACGCAAUAACGACCCAUCUUGAAGCGGCACACAUUAUUCCAUUUGCACUUGGAUCCUUUCAGGCUAAUGACGGUGAGGCAGUGGACAGACAUGCAAAGACUUGGGUCAACCUAAGGCGAUACUUUCCAGUUCUUCGCAGUAUGUCCUUUACCUCGGACCAGAUCAAUACGGAAAAGAACAUCCUAAUGCUAGAGUCGCCACUUCACACUGAAUUCGGUCAAUUCAGACUCAUUUUUGAAGCAACCGGAGUUGCUCACCAGUAUCGAAUCAAGACCUUUCCAGAUACCGCCACAGGGCCGAUACGGAAUUUACCUAAAAAUCGGCUUGUCAAGUUCAGAAUUCACAAAGGAAGUUGGGAACUUCCAGAUCCUAAACUUCUCGGAAUCCACGCUUGUAUUGGAAACUUUCUACAUCUAAGUGGCCAGGCGGAGAUAAUCGACAAGGUCCUAAAAGAUUUUGAAGACUGUGGUGGGCUUGCGCCGAGUGGAAGCACCAACAUCGAAGACCUUCUUGCAGCGAGCGGCCUCUCACUACUAUCCUCGAAUGUCAACGAAACGCCCGAUUCCCGAAAGUCUACAGACAAGCAACGCCCUACGGAGAAGAAAGGACACCUACGGGCGAAAAUUCUUGACACUGAAAAUAAACCAUGGGGAUACUAA